Messenger RNA from Psammomys obesus (fat sand rat), 6867 nucleotides. RefSeq names its product forkhead box O3 (gene Foxo3). Gene Ontology annotation, biological process: regulation of transcription by RNA polymerase II. NCBI's taxonomy places the organism in Eukaryota, Metazoa, Chordata, Mammalia, Rodentia, Muridae. Gene Ontology annotation, molecular function: RNA polymerase II cis-regulatory region sequence-specific DNA binding; DNA-binding transcription factor activity, RNA polymerase II-specific. The record is from RefSeq and is a predicted model, not a curated record. Gene Ontology annotation, cellular component: mitochondrial matrix; nucleus. The transcript is spliced from 4 exons. The coding region runs from base 304 to 2316 and encodes 670 amino acids.
UGUGCUGCCGCCGCGGCCGCCCUGCUCGUGUGAAGGGAGGAGGAGGAAUGUGGAAGGCGGCGGCGCGCAGGCUGACAGGCGGUUCCUCGGGCGGGCUGCGGCGGCGGCCUGAGCGUCCCCUCGGCGCGGCGCCCCGGGCUCGCGCGGGAUCGUGCGUCCUCCCGCCUCGUCCCUGAAGGGAAGGAGCCGAGGUAGCCCGAGCCCUUGCCUGCGCGGCGCCCCGGCCCUCCCCCGCCGCACCCAGCCUGGGCGCGAGAAGAGAGCGCAAGAGCCCGAGCCGCGGGCGGCGGGCAGGCGGCGAAGAUGGCAGAGGCGCCGGCCUCCCCGGUGCCGCUCUCUCCGCUCGAAGUGGAGCUGGACCCGGAGUUCGAGCCCCAGAGCCGACCGCGCUCCUGUACGUGGCCCCUGCAGAGGCCGGAGCUGCAGGCGAGCCCAGCCAAACCCUCGGGGGAGACGGCGGCGGACUCCAUGAUCCCCGAGGAGGACGACGAUGAAGACGACGAGGACGGCGGCGGCCGAGCCAGCUCGGCCAUGGUGAUCGGCGGCGGCGUGAGCGGCGCGCUGGGCCCCGGGCUGCUCCUCGAGGAUUCGGCCAGGUUGCUGGCCCCCGGAGGGCAGGACCUCGGGUCCGGGCCCGCGCCCGCCGCGGGCGCGCUGAGCGGGGGCACACAGACGCCGCUGCAGCCUCAGCAGCCGCUGCCACCGCCGCAGCCGGGGGCGGCUGGGGGCUCCGGGCAACCGAGGAAAUGCUCCUCGCGACGGAACGCCUGGGGGAACCUGUCCUACGCAGACCUGAUCACCCGCGCCAUCGAGAGCUCCCCGGACAAACGGCUCACCCUGUCCCAGAUCUACGAGUGGAUGGUGCGUUGUGUGCCCUACUUCAAGGAUAAGGGCGACAGCAACAGCUCCGCCGGCUGGAAGAACUCUAUCCGGCACAACCUGUCGCUGCACAGCCGAUUCAUGCGAGUUCAGAAUGAAGGGACUGGCAAGAGCUCGUGGUGGAUCAUCAACCCGGAUGGUGGGAAGAGUGGGAAGGCCCCCAGGCGACGGGCCGUCUCCAUGGACAACAGCAACAAGUACACCAAGAGCCGUGGCCGUGCGGCCAAGAAGAAGGCUGCCCUGCAGGCAGCCCCAGAGUCGGCAGACGACAGUCCCUCCCAGCUGGCCAAGUGGCCCGGUAGCCCCACAUCACGCAGCAGCGACGAGCUGGAUGCCUGGACCGACUUCCGCUCACGCACCAAUUCCAACGCCAGCACAGUCAGUGGCCGCCUGUCACCCAUCCUGGCAAGCACAGAGUUGGAUGACGUCCAGGACGAUGACGCCCCACUCUCCCCCAUGCUCUACAGCAGCUCCGCCAGCCUGUCGCCCUCUGUGAGCAAGCCAUGCACUGUGGAGCUCCCGAGGCUGACCGACAUGGCGGGCACCAUGAAUCUCAACGACGGGCUGACUGACAACCUCAUGGAUGACCUGCUGGACAACAUCACGCUCCCGCCAUCCCAGCCGUCGCCUCCUGGGGGGCUCAUGCAGCGGAGCUCCAGCUUCCCGUAUACCGCCAAGAGCUCCGGCCUGGGGUCCCCAACCAGCUCCUUUAACAGUACCGUGUUUGGACCCUCGUCUCUGAACUCGCUGCGCCAGUCACCCAUGCAGACCAUCCAAGAGAACAAGCCAGCCACCUUUUCUUCCAUGUCACACUAUGGUAACCAGACACUCCAAGACCUGCUCACUUCAGACUCGCUCAGCCACAGCGAUGUCAUGAUGACCCAGUCAGACCCCUUGAUGUCUCAGGCCAGCACGGCUGUGUCUGCCCAGAACGCCCGCCGGAACGUGAUGCUUCGCAACGACCCAAUGAUGUCCUUUGCUGCCCAGCCUAGCCAGGGGAGUUUGGUCAAUCAGAAUUUGCUCCAGCACCAAACCCAGGGCACUCUUGGUGGCAGCCGUGCCUUGUCCAAUUCUGUCAGCAACAUGGGCUUGAGUGACUCCAGCAGCCUCGGGUCAGCCAAACACCAGCACCAGUCUCCCGUCAGCCAGUCUAUGCAAACCCUCUCGGACUCACUCUCAGGCUCUUCACUGUACUCAGCGAGUGCAAACCUUCCUGUCAUGGGCCACGACAAGUUCCCCAGUGACUUGGACCUGGACAUGUUCAAUGGGAGCUUGGAAUGUGACAUGGAAUCCAUUAUUCGUAGUGAACUCAUGGACGCCGACGGGUUGGACUUUAACUUUGAUUCCCUCAUCUCCACACAGAACGUUGUUGGUUUGAACGUGGGGAACUUCACUGGUGCUAAGCAGGCCUCAUCUCAAAGCUGGGUGCCAGGCUGAAGGAUCACUGAGGAAAGGGGAAGUGGGCAAAGCAGACCCUCUAACUGACAGAAGACCUACAGAGAAAACCCUUUGCCAAAUCUGCUCUCAGCAAGUGGACAGUGAUGCCGUUUACAGCCUGACACCUUUGUGAAUCCCACACCAUUUUCCUAACCCAGCAGAGACUGUUAGCAGCCCUGGCCCUGGGUGGAGCCCUUACCCGUGGAACAGAACUCUAUACCGUAUGCAAAAUCUAACUCAUCUGCGAGUGACCUGCCAGCGAGGACAGCACCCAUCAGCACCACCCGCUCUCCUUCCGAGCCCACCGGGAGCCCCCAUUGGCGAUUCUGUAGUGUUUUGCUAUCAUGAUGGUUUAUGGGAUAUGUUAACUGUCGUUUUGUGUUUGUUUGCCUUUUACCCUCUAAGUUUUUUACAUACAGUAACUUGCAGUAUUUUUCUGUUGAAAACAUUGACUGUCCUUCCCCUAGCACACUCCUAAGCAGAAGGAAGGUGUGUUCCGGUUCCCAGUGUGGCUUUGAGCAUCACAAGCUCUUCAGCCUAUGGGACUCCACAGACUUAACACAUUACAUAAACUAAAGGGGGAUUUUCUUUCUUCUUUUGUUCAGUAGAAAAUUACCCUUUUCUAAAAACUGAACAAUGGCACAAUUGUUUGCCCUGCACACCCGUCCAGGACUGAACUACGUGUAGGCGAAGCAAAUGGAGCCAGGCAUCUGACCCAGUAGUUUCCAGUUCUGAGUCAGGGAGUGGUCUGUGUCCAGGGACCCCAGUGCCCACUCCACAGCUGCCUGGUCAGCAGGCUUCUGAUCUGCUGUCGUUCUCCUCAGCUGAGGCAGUAGGCAGUGUCGGUCCGCUCUUAGGCACUAGGACCUCUUCAGGACAGCACCAGCUCAGCUGUUGUUUGUUGCCAAAUGCCACUAACGGGUUUAGUUUUAAGGAGAAAAGAAAACAAAAAGAAAUGUGUGCUGUUUUGCUUCAUAGAAGACAUGGAUUUGCAGGUGAGCCACUGAGCGUGCAGUGAGAGAUGUGUGAAACGGACAAACCAAGUCUGCACUAAGGCAGGUCCAACGUCACUGUUUUUGAAACAUGCACAUCUUUUGAUUAUUUUUAGCCUUGCUGUGUGUACACUGAUCUUUGUAGAAGUGUAUGAGAGGCAGGAAAUAGCAUACAAGGUGAAUAUAUAUAUAUAAAAAAGCUUAGGUUGUAAUUGUGCAAGCGAUACAUGGAAAUACAAGAUAAGGCAAUUUAAACUUUUUUUUUUUAACUUUUUCUGCUUCUGUGGAUCUCAUUUUUCUGUUUGUUUGUUUUCAAGAAGUUACGGUGCUGUAUAGGUGCUUUUUGUUUAACCUGCAAAGUGUGAGUGCAUUCCUUACUCCCUUUGAUAGACAGCGUAGUUGGGAACACCUUUGGUACAUUAAAAAAACUGGUGUGACAGUGCUCUGAAUAGCACAGCAUACACAUACUUCUCCAAAGUGAUACACGAAGACUUUUCUUUGCAUAAACAGCAUUAGGCAUAUAAGUGUAUAAAUAUCCUUUAUCAUGUACAGUACAAAAAACCGGAACUUUAUGCAUGGCAUUAGGAGUGUGGGCUAGUGUCCCCCGCCCAGGUUCCCCUGCUCGAGUUCUUGCUGUCAUUUGCACUGUGGCAGUGGGCACCAGCACCGGCGUGCUGCCCAGUCCCCUGCACCCACCAUCGCUCUCUCGUGCACCUUUGCUUUAUAACUGCUCCAGGGGUGCGCUGGUGGCGAUCACAGCCCCCGGCAUGACGAGAGUUCCAUUUGGCAUUGUCACACGGCUUUUCCUGCCUCACCUAGUUUAUCAUGUCUGAGCGAUGACCCUGUUGGUCUCACUCUGCCUCUUAUGGACACUGUACACUGUCUUGCAGUUGUGGUCCUAGUAGGCCCCGUAGCACAUUGCCUUUCCCAAACUGCUACACGUUUGUAAUCUUCAUUUUUAAAGUCCGAUUUUGAAAAUGUGCAUAGUGUUCACGUGGUCUGCUUGUCGGUGAGCCGUGCUUGUUUACUUCAUCCCUCCAUGAUGCUACCAGCCCCCCCCCACCCUGACUCCACAGGAGUCAGCCGUCCACACGGACCUGUGUCAUUUGAGUCAGAGGGCUGGCUUUCUGGCUUCCCAGGGUGCUGCCUCCUUGCUGGAAUGCCAUCAGCGUGGCGGCUGAAGGAGCGGAGAGAGCUCAGGUACGGGAGAGAACCCCACGUGCUUCCAACAUGAGGGACCUGAGAACUCUCUCCUGAGUCUAAAGAAACGAGCAGACUAAGCUGUGCCGUUCAUGGGCACUGGGGUGGGGGGGGAGAAGGCAACCCUCCUGUGCGCUCCCCUAGUUUUAAAAACGUUGAAUUCCUGUCAGACAUAAUAUCUCGUUUAUUUUAUUUCCCAGUGUUUGUUGGAUUUCAGGCACCAGGUCUCACAGAAUGUCCUAGAAACAGAUUAAAAGAUGAAGCAGGGUCAGAGGAGUGUGAGGCCAGAGUAGUCACAGCAGAUUAGGAAAGCAAAAGGCAAAACCCUGGAUAGGGUCAGACAAGAUUUGAAUAGUGAUGCCUGCCCAGGCCUUGGCACACCAACCCUCAGAUUCCCCACACAGAGGGACCAGGCUCCCUUGAUAAACCCAGUUCUGUGGCAGUCAGACUCGGCAGAGGUGGAGCCUGGGCCCUCCGUGCCUUCUAUUGGAACCCUGCUUUCAGGGUCUGCCUGUCAUUGGCCACCAAGCAGCUUUCUAGAUAUCUUAAGUCCGUAACAAUAAAAUGCUCUGUCGAGACAUCUGAGCAGAUGACCUCAUGGACAUGCCAGGCUAGGGCCAGCCCGUGGAAUCCAGAUGAGAAACGAAGAAGCCUGUGGUGGGCCUUCUUAGGGAGCCCUGUGCGUCUGUGACAGGUGUAUAGAAAGCAGAGUGCCUCGUCUUGAAGACUGGAGCACUUGGGGGCCCCAUGGUUCUCUCCUAGAACCUGUACCAAAGAUAGAGAAGAAGGUAUGGCAAGCCUUCCUGGUCCUCUAGGACCGGCUGGGUUCCGCAUACCUGUUAACUGUGAAUGCAUCAGAGGGGCGUUCUUCAUUGCAUCCUCUGCAACACAAUGACUGCUGAAGCACAUAAGGAUUGUUUUCCGAAGUCUCUCCUGCUAGUGCAGGAUCUUGCACACAGACGUAGCACAAAGUAGGCGUUGUCUUGGGGUGAUGAUUGGCAUCGUGUGUGUUGCUUUCCCAGCCAGAGGAGAAGACCUCGUGGCCCACACUCCACGGGAGAGGUACACCGCAUCUCAGGUGUGACUUCAGCCAACUUGAAAACCCACAUACAGGUUAAAGUCCGCAGGGACAGACAACUUUUCCUUUUCCUAAGGAGCUCCAUCCCAUGAACAAACAAGCAGCAUUUGACACUCUCGGAAAAGAGCUUCAAGAGUAAAGCAGAGAGAUAGAAAGAAAGCCUUCCACCCACCACCCACCCCCACCCCCCAGUACUGAGGGGAAACAAAAGCCAGGUGAUACAGACUUUUCUUUUUCUUGACUUUUCUUUUUCUUUUCUUCAUUUCUUGGGAAAGGUCAAAUGAUUAGGCACAAUAAUGUUCUUUUUUAAUUAAAAGCAGACCUUCUAUAGAAAAGCAAUCACUGGUAGAGUGACAAAACAGUUCUGGGAGCAGUAGCUGCAGGGGAACAGGGCUGAGAUGGGAGAGAUGUCUUGUGGGUCCUAUCUGUCAAACAAGACCUUAGAACAGAUGCCCAAAGAACUAACAGAGGGGUAUGUGGUAUUUGAACUAAAUCUUAAGUGUAUAACAUACAGAUUAGAUGGAUGAACUAUUUUUCUUUUCUCUUUUUGAAGUUUAUUCGUUUGUAUUUUUCUUUCAUGAGUGAAUGAUUACAAGGCCUCUGCCACAUUCCAGGGACACUUGUGUAGCUGCUUAAAAAAAAAAAAAUGUGUGUCUGGUCACUUAUUUCUCUAAAAUUAUCUCAUUGUCUGGCAAUCAGCCUUCUCUUGUACACUUGUCCUAGCACAUUAUGUACGUGGGAAAUGUGGACAGAUGUGAAGGAGACCAGAAGAAUUAGUGAAUACUGAAAAAUGUCUUGUGCAUUUGGGCUUCACAUGUUUAACUUUUUCUUUUUUAAGAAAAAAGUUGCAUGAAUGAAAAAAACAAAAACAAAAAAAAACCUCUGUACACAGUAUCUGUAAAAAUGGCUUAUCUGUUUUGAUUUCUUGCUUCUACCCCACACAAACUAGAAUUUCGUGUGGCAUGGGGCCAUGUUCUAACACCCAAGAAGCAGUUCGUCGUUCGGUUUGAAGCAGCUUGUCCUUUCAGAGCAAUCGCUCUCAUGCUGCAUUCUGAGUACUGAGGACCUGGCCUAACCACACGUUGCUAUGAAUUAGCCCUGCCGCCUUUCUUCUCAAGGAUCAAAACCAGUUUGAUUUGGGAAUCUGCCCCUUUCCAGUGGAAUGGAGGUGCUUACUCCCCACGGUGUUUGUAGAUAUUGCCUGUGUAUUCCAUUUGAAACCAUAAUCUAGUUUGUAAAGGAGAUGAUGGCGCAUGUAAAUAAAGCAUUGAGCACACUCUA